AUGCCGCCUCUCAUCACCCAUCUCUACACUGCCGAUCCCUCGGCUCAUGUCUUUGAGGGAAAGGUUUACAUCUACCCCUCCCAUGACCGCGAAACCGACAUUCAAUUCAACGACAAUGGUGAUCAGUACGACAUGGAAGACUAUCACGUCUUCAGCACCGAGUCGCUCGAUCCUCUUACCCCCGUAGUCGACCACGGCGUCGUUCUCCACGCCAAAGAUGUUCCCUGGGUGUCCAAACAACUAUGGGCCCCCGACGCGGCCUUCAAGAACGGGAAAUAUUAUUUAUACUUCCCUGCGAGGGAUAAGGAGGGCAUUUUCCGUAUUGGAGUGGCUGUUGGAGAUAAACCUGAAGGACCGUUCACUCCCGAUCCCGAUCCCAUCAAGGGGAGCUAUAGCAUCGAUCCAGCAAGCUUUGUCGACGAUGAUGGGAAUGCCUAUAUUUAUUUCGGUGGACUUUGGGGUGGACAGUUGCAGUGCUAUCAAGGUGGUCAUGAUGUUUUCGACCCAUCGUGGUCUGGGCCAAAGGAACCGAGUGGCGCUGGUGUCCACGCCCUAACGCCUCGAGUCGCGAAGUUGACGGGGGAUAUGAGGCAAUUUGAUGGUGAAGUGCAGGAGGUGGUUAUUCUGGCACCUGAAACGGGAGAGAAAAUCCUGGCUGAUGAUCAUGAUCGCCGCUUCUUUGAGGCGGCGUGGAUGCAUAAGCGGGGCGGGGUUUAUUAUUUCUCGUACUCGACUGGGGACACGCAUUAUUUGUGCUAUGCCACUGGGACGAGCCCGCUGGGUCCGUUCACGUACGGAGGGAGGAUUUUGGAGCCGGUGCUUGGGUGGACGACGCAUCAUUCUAUCGUGGAGUUCCAGGAGAAGUGGUAUCUGUUCCAUCAUGAUUGUGAACUUAGUGGCGGAGUAGAUCAUCUCAGGUCCGUCAAGGUCAAGGAGAUCUUCUACGACAAGGACGGGAAAAUCGUGACAGAAAAGCCUGAAUGA
This is a messenger RNA of Pleurotus ostreatus (oyster mushroom), 984 nucleotides long. RefSeq lists its product as uncharacterized. The transcript has a single exon. NCBI's taxonomy places the organism in Eukaryota, Fungi, Basidiomycota, Agaricomycetes, Agaricales, Pleurotaceae. The coding region runs from base 1 to 984 and encodes 327 amino acids. Gene Ontology annotation, molecular function: hydrolase activity, hydrolyzing O-glycosyl compounds. The record is from RefSeq and is a predicted model, not a curated record. Gene Ontology annotation, biological process: carbohydrate metabolic process.